Molecule: messenger RNA, 1218 nt
Organism: Closterium sp. Naga37s-1
Lineage: Eukaryota; Viridiplantae; Streptophyta; Zygnematophyceae; Desmidiales; Closteriaceae
Source: the annotation of a GenBank genome assembly
AUGUCCUGUGACCGGUGUGAGGGUUUGGAUGAGGAGGGUGACGGCCGAAUACCCUUGCCCCGCGCGCGCCUACUCUCCUCCGCUCACUCGCUAGCCGCCGCGUCCCCUCUCCGCGCCGACUGCUGCGCCACUCCGCCAAGCGCAGCGCGCGUUCCCCCCUACAGGCGGAGGGUGUGGCGCGCAGCGGCUGCAGGGGGCGAGGCGGUUGCGGGGGCGUCGCCACUGGUGACCGCUGCGGGUGAUAGCGCAGUUGCGCCAGCAGUGGCAGUGCGCAACCUGGUGGCGCAGGCGCAGUACGCACAGCUCUGCUCCAUCAUGCCCCGCUCGCACCACCGCCGCAAGGGGUACCCGUUCGGGUCGCUUGUUGACUUUACGACUGACGCUGGUGGCCGUGAGUCAACGAGGGGGAGGGUGGGGGGGAAGGGGGAGAGCAAGAUGGGCAUAUGGGGCAGGGAGAAGAGGGGAGAACCCCGUAUUCCUGUUGUUCCCCUUGGGAAUGCACUCGCGCAACCUGCAGUCCGACCCGCGCUGCACCGUACUCGUGCAGAUCCCACCUUCUCCUGCCAUUCCCCUCAUCCCCCCCACCCCACCUGCCCACCCCCCAACCCCUCCGUUCCCCCCAGACCUCGUCUUCCUGCUGUCCCCUCUGGGCAUGCACUCGCGCAACCUCCAGUCCGACCCGCGUGCACCGUGGUGGUGCAGAUCCCACCUCCCCCGGGUGGAGCGGCCUUGGCAACACCAACCUGCACCUGGAACCCACCUUCGUACCCCUACUUCCCCUGCCAUUCCCUCCCACCCCCAACCCCCGACCCUGUGUUCCUCCUCUCCACUCUCGGCAUGCACUCGUGCAACCUACAGUCGGACCCACGCUGCACCGUGGUGGUGCAGAUCCCGGGGUGGAGCGGCCUUGCCGACGCACAUGCUACCAUCUUUGGGGACCACUACCCCCUGCCGCCCACCCAGCAGGUAGGAUACGAAUGGGCACGGGGCUUUUAUGUGAAGCGGCACCAGCACGGGGCACACGAGUGCUCCUUGCACCAUGCAUCCAUUACUGCUCUUCACCUCCCUCCAUUUCCACCCUUCUUUACCACGCCUCCACAUCUUACCACUGGCCGGAGUGGGCGUGGGGCUUUUAGCGAUGUCUACUUUGUGGGGGACUUUGGCAUGGUGGCGUGGAUAGGCGUGGCUGAGUAUGUGAGACCAUUCUUCAACCAGUGA